AAAACCUCAUCUCUUGUCUUUCUGUCUCUGAAACAGUCAACCUCAUAUUCAUUCCUCUCUCUCUCUUGCUUCCAUGGAUGAAACCAAUGGAAGAAGAGAAACUCACGACUUCAUGAACGUCAACGUUGAAUCUUUCUCUCAGCUUCCUUUCAUCCGCCGCACUCCUCCCAAAGAAAAAAGCUCCAUCAUUCGUCUCUUCGGCCAAGAACUCGUCGGUGGUGACGACAACUCCUCCGCUGCUCAUCAAGAAGACUUCCUUGAGACCACAACAACCAAGAUCAACGACGAGAGCACUGAGAAUGUUAAGGACAAGGACAAAGAGAAAGACAACAACAAUAACAGGAGAUUCGAGUGUCACUACUGUUUCAGAAACUUCCCAACUUCUCAAGCCCUAGGUGGACACCAAAACGCUCAUAAACGCGAACGCCAACACGCCAAACGCGGUUCUAUGCCAUCAUACCUUCUUCAAGCUGACUCUCACCACGUCUACGGCUUCCUCAACAACAACCACCGUCACUAUCCCACGUGGACGCCAGAAGCUAGAUUCUACGGUGGUGGAGUAGGAGGACAACAAACGCCGUCGUAUUACUCAUCACGCACUCUUCUUCCUCCUCCUCCUUCUUCUUCUUCUAACCCACCGACGAUCAACGGAAGUCCUUUGGGUUUGUGGCGUGUACCACCACCUUCCACGUCAGCAAACGCUGUUCAUGGCGUUUACUCAGCUUCAGCGUUUAGGACGCAUGAGCAGGAGCUUAAAGAGACUAACCGGCCGUACAGAUUGAUGAAACCUAAUGUGCAAGAUAAUGUGAGUCUCGAUCUUCAUCUUUGA
This is a messenger RNA of Eruca vesicaria subsp. sativa (arugula), 829 nucleotides long. The record is from the annotation of a GenBank genome assembly. NCBI's taxonomy places the organism in Eukaryota, Viridiplantae, Streptophyta, Magnoliopsida, Brassicales, Brassicaceae.